CUGGGCGAUAAGCUGCCGAUGCGCGGCGCCCCCUUGGACAGCCUUCAGAGGCCCUACGGCAUGAUGGCGAGGGUGUCCAGCGGUAACUACGGUGACAUGUCUGACCCCUCACACAUGUCCAUGCAGGGUCCAAGUAGCCGUGGCUUUGGUGGUCCUCCUUCCCCUCCUUCCUUCUCUUCUCCCCCUUCUCCUCCUUCCAACGGUGGCGGAUACUCCUACGGGGCCUCUCCUUCCUCUUCUCUUCCUCCUCCACCAUCUAACGGAGGCAGCUACACCUACAGCGCCCCUCCAUCUCUUCGUCCUUCUCUCCCUUCUCCGCCUUCGCUCUCUUCUAAUGGAGGACGCUACUCGUACGGCGCCCCGGACCUCCAGGCGGCUGUCUCCAGCUUCGAUGCCCCUGCAGCCGAGGACCCCGUCGCCGCCCUGGCUGCCAGUAUCCCCGGCGGAGGCGUCCCUGGCGAGGACUACCCCAUCCUGGCCUCCGUCCCCGACACCGGCUUCUCCUGCGAGGAACAGCAGUUCCCAGGCUACUAUGCUGACACCGCCCCCGAGGCCGGCUGCCAAGUGUUCCACAUCUGCCAGUUCGACGGCCGCCAGGACGCCUUUCUGUGCCCCAACGGCACCAUCUUCAACCAGCAGUACUUCGUGUGCGACUGGUGGUUCAACGUGGACUGCGCCGCGUCCGAACAGUUCCGAAGUCUCAAUGCUGACAUCGGCAAGAUCCCCGAAGAAAAUAACCUUAACAAUGCAUACGGCAGCCCUAGAAUGCAAUACGGUAUUCCUCAACAGCAGCAACGUCUUUCCUAGUCUCGUUCAAAACAG
Penaeus monodon (black tiger shrimp) is the source of this 822-nucleotide messenger RNA. RefSeq names its product U1 small nuclear ribonucleoprotein C-like. Gene Ontology annotation, molecular function: chitin binding. The transcript has a single exon. Gene Ontology annotation, cellular component: extracellular region. Lineage: Eukaryota; Metazoa; Arthropoda; Malacostraca; Decapoda; Penaeidae. The record is from RefSeq and is a predicted model, not a curated record. Bases 19 to 807 code for a protein of 262 amino acids.